UAGUAGAAACAACGACUCUAAAUAUAGAAAACCAAAAUCGAAACCAAUAAUGUUAUUUAAAUUUUGAAACUACUGUUCGAAAACAACAUAGAAUAUUCUAUUAAAAUACUCCAAACAACGCCACGGUCACACGUCCAGUAGUGGUGAAAAAUGGUUAUAUGUGUGAAAAAUCGCCCGACCAGAGACAGACCGUCAGUUUUCUACGUGUUAGUGAUUCCUUCAUCAUCGAAUGGCAGACAGAAGUCUCGAAAACGGUAGUGACGUCACAACAAUGGAGACAUGGAAACCAUACAUGAGGAUGCUGAAUCAAACUUCGAAUUAGAUAAAGUCAAGAAAAAAUACUCCAACCUGGGCCACACGGUGUUGAUGGUACAACUUGAGCGUGGCGGGUCAGGCUUAGGUUUGAGCCUGGCCGGUCACAAGGACAGGAACUGCAUGGCCGUUUUUGUUUGUGGACUCAACCCAAAAGGGGCAGCAUACAAAGCGGGCUCCAUUCAAGUGGGGGAUGAAAUAUUAGAGGUGAACGGUGUAGUUUUGCAUGGAAGAUGCCAUCUGAAUGCUUCAGCGAUCAUCAAAGGAUUGUCAGGGCCAGUAUUCAAGGUCAUUAUUUUAAGACGAAAAGCUGCCAUCGAAGACAUCGCGGUAAAGCCUAUCACACAUUUUCCCAUUUCGCUAUCAGAUGAGGCCACGGAAGAGCAGUAUGCAUCGAGCUAUCCAAACGUUAGGACCGUUAGUGUUAAAAAGGGUACUCAAAGCUUGGGGAUCAUGAUAAUAGAAGGGCGCCAUGCUGAAGUAGGGCAAGGCAUCUUCAUAUCGGACAUCCAAGAGGACUCUGCUGCUGAAAAGGCUGGCCUGGAAAUUGGAGAAAUGAUCUUAGCUGUGAACAAAGAUUCACUGGUUGGAUCAAACUACGAAAAUGCAGCGAAUCUGCUGAAAAGAACCGAGGGUCUAGUGACUCUGGUGGUAUCGAAUCCAGGCAAAAAGUCCAGUGAAACACCGUCAGGCGAAUCUGGUGCAACGCCUGCAACGUCUGUCAGAUCUCAUUCUCCUGGAGCGUUGAAACCCCCAUCGACUGCUGGGUCGAAACCACCUUCGCGUCCUACUACACCCACACCAGAGCCUCCCGCAGAUCCUGCGACGUGUCCAAUAAAUCCUGGCAAAGACACGACAAUAGAAAUUAACACAGACAACAAAAGUUUGGGAGUUUUCUUCAUUGGAGGAAAAGACACACUUAUUAAUAGUAUAGUGCUGGUCGAAAUUUACCCUGGAGGUACUGCAGAUAAAGACGGAAGGUUACAACCUGGAGACCAAAUCUUAGAUGUAAAUGGUACAUCCCUGAAGGAUGUGUCACAUACUACUGCUUCACAGGCAUUGAGGCAAACGUUACCCAAGAUGAAGCUCAUAGUACACAGGCCGGCCACGCAGGAGUACACACCUUUAGACGUUGAACUUGUGAAAAAACCUGGGAAGGGAUUAGGCAUCAGUGUCGUGGCAAGGAAAAAUGGCAAGGGUGUUUACGUAGCAGAUAUUAUAUCUGGCGGACCAGCCGACAUGGACGGCAAAAUAGCGAAAGGUGAUCUAAUAGUCUCGGUGAACGGACAAAGCGUCGAGAACGCGGCGGGCGAAGAGGCGGGAGCAAUUUUGAAAAUCGCCACCGGGAAAGUUAGCUUAAAAUUAAAUAGAUACAAACCUGUACAAAGAUAAAAGUAGGCGGUGUCAGUUUAGCGGGAACAGAAUUAAGUUAACCGAACCGGACAGUAUGGUUGAGAAGUUGUUUUGUGAGGGGUAUAAAGGUCUAAAAGUGGAGAACGAGUAAAAUCCCAGAGAAUUUAGUGAAUUCAAAUGCAAAAAUACCAUUAUGGAGAAUAAUUGAAAAAAAUCAUGAAUGAGCACUGCGAUUGUUUUAUCUAACUCACUGUUUUCUCCACAAGGGCAUCGUAUUUUUUAUCCCUCACAAAAAAUAAUUACGAAUGUUACAACAUUAUUGCCAUGCAUUUAAUUUUUAGUUUCUAAAUAUGAAAGUUCAGUUUUCAUGAACUUAAAUGGUUGCAUUUAAUAGUUUUUCCUUUUCCAAAUAUGUACAAUACAGGGUGGAUCAGAUUUUAUUAAGAGUAGCAUGAUAAUUAUUUUCCUUGCAAUUAUUCUAAAAAAAAAAAAGAAAUGAACAAUAUGAUGGGGCCAAACGAUGGAAGUAGAGCAUAAGUAUAAAAGUGAUUGUGCCAAAAGUUUUAAUUCAAGACAUUAUUUCAUGUAACACCUGGAACCUAUCCUGUGGUUUUUAUGUUCAUAGGACUACAUUGUCUGUCAUAUGUUUUAAUUUCUGUUUAUUGUAUGACGUCUCGGCCACUACGGUGGCCUUUUUCAAACUCAAUGACGAUGACAGUUUUUUAUCUGUCGUUUAGGUGUCAGUCCAUUUAUUUUUUAUUUUCUUCAUUCCUAUACAGUGUCUUGCUUCAAUAGACUGAACGGUUGUGUUGUAUGCCGAUAUCGAGUGAAGCCAUAUUUAUAAUUUUAAGAUUACCGCGUAAAAUUAGAAUAGCCUAGGAUCGCAUAGGCACCUGUAUUACGUAACUCAAAAAGCAACAUUAUAUAGAUUUUUUAUGACAUUAUCUAGGUUUUUUGAACUAGCUGACAUUCAAUUCAUGUUCACUUUUAGUAGACGCGGCAUAAACUAGAGGCUAGCUAGUGCACACAUUGACAUUGUACCGAUUUUUUGACAUAUGGGUUUUUAACGUAACAACCCUGUCGUUCUUAAAACACAACCCCAUAUAUGUGGUUUGAUUGGACCAGACAAUGAAGUCCUGUGAUCAAGACAUUAUUUUAAGCUGCAUCUCACACACUUAACUUAAAGAAAUUACAGCUCAGAUGAUAACUGUUUCUGUCAAACGUAAAUUUCGUUCGGCAACAGAGUACUAAUAAUUCGCGUUGCUUUGUGUGUAAAUGUCGCUGUGUGCUCGUUUACACCGUGUGGUAUGGGUGAUUCAGAAAAUGGCGGCAACAUCUCUAGGGCAUAAAGAAGAUAAAAAAAACCCGAAAAGUUUAUAUAAAAAUGGGUCCCAAAAUAUUGACUCAAAAUUGUGUACAUGUUAACAGCAUAGUCAAUACAUACAAUGUUCGUGUCUGAGCUUACACCAGUUUCUUAAAAAUUAAGAAAUUUUGAAGAGAAGAAAAAAUAAAAUUAUUUUCUGUGACACUGACUUUUUUGAAACAUAUAUUGCAUCUUUAAAUAAGGUAUUUAAUUGGUUGAAUGUUUGAGGUAAAAUUCGUAUAAAAAACUCCAUCCCGUUCCACUUUAAAAAUAUGCUGUUGGUUAUUAAAGUUUUACACUGAAAAUUGCAUUUAGUGUUUUAGGAGAGUAGUCCUACCUGGAGGUUAUUUGAACAAUGUUCACUUUGAUCUUGUUGAGUCUCAUCAGUGACAAAAAAAUUUACUAAGCUGCGUGUCUUGGUGAUAGGAGGUUUUAGGACCUACACUUACAGUUACUUUUUUUGCUAUUUUUGGAUGUACUUAUAUUAUAUUGCCACGUUUUUUUGAAUAAGCGUUUGGCUAGCCAAUAUGUACUACGAAUUUAUCGUUUGACGUCAUCGACAGCUGUCAUCUGAGCUUCAAUUUUUUUACGUUAUAAGGAAGGCUGGAAGGUGUUAGCCUUAGGCGAAUGUCAUCUAUUCUUUAUUUACUGUCGUCCGCACCAUCAGUAUUUUCACUGAUCAUUCAGUCACUUUCAGUGGAUUUCCACGCAACCUUAUAUCCUGGCAACAUGGUGAUAGAUCACAGUAAAUACUCGUAUGACAUUCGUCUAAUAAUCCUAUUCCUAUCAAAAGAAUCUCAAAAAAUUAUGACAAAUACAUGUUAUGAAUGUUAACUGACACCCUGUAUGACUAUAAGUACUUUAGAUUAUAUAUUAUAUUUUUUGGAUCUAGUCAAUUUAUGUAUAUUGAUAAAUACACUUAGUAACAUUUUUAACAUACAUCUACCAUACACGCAUCUAAAACUAUGUAUUUCUUUAAUUUAUUAUUAUGAUGAUAUUGCUAUUGCAUGUUAUGUACGAAGUGUUCUAGAACGGGCACAACUAGGCCAAUUUUUUAAUUUAUAACACACAGUUUCUAAUUGAAGAUGCACGAAUUUUAUUGCUGAUUUCUGAAAUAUAUACUUUUUUUAAAUUUUCCUCAUAAAAAUAACUAAAACAACUGGUAAACUUACUAAACGUUCUAGAAUCACUAUGUAUACCAAAUGGUCUGUCUAUCACUGAAAAUGCAUGACAUUUUGAACUAUAAAAAUUCGCAUCUGAAAGGCUACUCUGGAAUAGUGACAUUGGUGCCCACAGGGCGAAGCCAGGACUCCUCCCCUGAAAAUCUUAUUAGCACUUAAAGUUUAUUAUAUUCAGCAUGGUUUUGUGUACAAUAUUGGCGAUUAUCAGAAUUUCAUCCUCCCUGAUAAAAUUUGUUAUCUCCGCUCUUUUAAAAGUUUUUGCCCCCCCCCCCGCCCCCGGAAAAAAAUAAGCUUGGAAAAUAAAUUUAAAAGUGUCGUCUUACUUUUUAACAUCUUCACUUUGUGCUCGAUAUUGACAUUUUUUGAGUAACACUGUAUAAAGCGGGCAGUUCUUUAUAUGUGUUGUGUGUUUUCAGUGUGUGACUUGACCAAUAGUGACAUUGGAAACUGCAUAUACUAUACACCUUAGGCAAAAAAGUCCCUUUUUGCUAGUAAAAUUGUGAUACAAAUAUUGUCCUUAAAAAUUAACUAGAGUAUGAAUAUAGUAUAAUUCAUCUUAGAAGGCUUGUCAGUAACAAUAUACAGAGGUAAGCUCAAAUAACAGAACAUGUGUAAUCAGAACCGCUAAAACCAAUUUAAAUUUAAAUUAUAAUUAAAAAAUAUUUAAAAAACCUGAUUAACAUCAGUGUCGCUAGCAGCAUUUAAAAUAAAACAGAUACAAAAACAAGUAAAUUUGAUUAUUGGUACAGAGUGUUUCAUUGAGAGAGGUAGAUAUAUAUUUCAACUGUGGGUAAAAUCCGUUGAUAUGAUUAUAAAAAAUCUAUAGUUAAUGGGCCUUUAGACUGUUAUAACCGACACACUUUUAUCGAUUUUGAUCAUUUAUUUAUGGUCUCACUUUUUACCACUCGAUACAUUUUUCUGAAACUUGGUUCGGGCACUCAGUUUAUGUUAUUGAAUCCAUCAUUCGAAUAGGAAAAGAAAUCAGGUUCGGAUUAGUUCAAAUUUGACAAAACCGUGUUACCCAAAAGCAACACCCUGCAUUCCAAUAAUGUACUCUUGUUAUUUAAGCAGACGAUCGAGCUAGACAUAUUGCUUUUAUUGAUUUUGAACUACAAACCUGGAUACUUGAUGGUCUAUUAAUUUUAUUUAAAACUAUGUGCGUCACCUUAGUGCAAGAUUCAGAAGAAGGACAUCUUAUCGAUCUCAUACUUCAUCUCUCGAUACGAUAUAUACUCGUAUACUUUCAGGUUAAUAUUACGAAAUAAAGGUUGACGGUUGCAUAUUGACACAUUGAAGAAAUUUUUAUUGAGGAACUCUCCAAUUUACACGUAGACGAUUAUCAUGCAGCCUGAUCAUCACUCGUAGUGUAAAUGGCAACAUUGUCUCGGUGGUACCUAUCCAUAUGUGUAUGAUUUAAUGAAGCUAGGAUAGGCUGGAAAUGCAUACCAAGUCAAAUCAAAAAUACUAAGGAUGUUGUAUCGAUUUUGGCCAUUUCUUUGUGGCGUCCCUACUUUACAACUAACCUGUACAUCUUAGCUGGCAAUUACAUUGUGAUAUUAAUGCGAAAAGAAAUACAUGUGGAAGUAUACAAACUUAUUUUAUCGAAAAAUAACCAGCCAUUCCCUGCGUCAUUAAAUCCACACCACUUGUAUGGCUACCACCGAGGCAAUAUUGCCAUUUGCACUGCGGUUGAUGAUUCGGUUGUGUAUUAAUCGUGUAUAUGUAAAUUUAAAAGGCUUACUCAAUGCAAAUAUCCUCAAUAGAUUCACUAUUUUUCAGCAUUGAAUCGGGAUUUGCGAUGGAUUUUCUGGUUGUAUGCACCCAUGGGCACGCACAUACAUAAACUUCUAGAGGAAUAUACAUCUUGUGCUUUGUACAUAAAUGUAAUGAAAUUCGACCUCUGCAACCGCCAACCUUUAGUUCUUAAUCCGGAUCUGGAAUUAUGUUUUUAUUGAUCGAGAUAGACUAGCUAAUCAAUAAAAUGACUUCUAAAUCUGACACAUAUAGUGUUAAAUAGUUAAUAGACCAUAUGAUGAACAUCCUUGUACUCCAAAAUGAACAAAAUCAGUAUCUCCAGUUCAUACAAAAUCGUCUGCUCAAAUGACAAAACUGGGUUGUUGGAACGAGUUUUUGUGCUUUCCAAAUAUGUGAGCCAAAUUUUUACUAGUCAAAUCCUGUAUCCCUUUUCCAGUCCGUAUUUUAGUUGAUUUCAUAGCUUAAGCUGUGUAUGAAUACCCCGUUUUAUAAGAAUAUAACGGGUUAAAAAGUAAACUAUUUGCCGGUUAUACUGCCUCUUUAUGGUAAAGACAGUAUGCACUUGACGUUAUUUCAACUUUCUCUGUAUAUGGCGAUGAUAAUUUUUUCCGUUUCCAGUUUUGGUGUCCUAAACACAUUAUUAUAUGCCAUUGAUUAUGAAAUAGGGUAACAUAGCUCGCUGUUAAUAUACUAAGUGACAGAAAAUAUAACACCGGAUGUUCAUAUUAUCAAUAAACCCUACUGAUGUACUACGGGGUUGGGCAGUAACAAGUACGUUUUAAAAAAACACUGACUGCGGAAGGCAGUGGUCACUGCUCUAUUAUUUUUGAAUUCUCAUAAAGUGUCUUGUUCGGAAAGUCCAUGUUUACUGCUCUUUAAAGAGAUGCAAUGAUGUAUGAUGAGGUUGAAGCUUUAGCAUAGCCUUGUCUCUAACUACAUCCAUCAGGUUUGCCUGAUUUAUACGCAUGUAGUUUUUACUUGUAGAAGCUACACCAAGAGCAAUAAAAUAUCUGAAACACUAAUCAAACUGGGGAAAACGUUUUGUAAGAUACAUCAAGUAACAAAUCCCGAAUGGGCGUAAGUUUUCUGACGUAAAUUUCAAAAACUGCUCUACCUUAACCUCCCAGUUGAAUGCUUUUUGUGUAGGUUUUUAUGUUAUAAAUUUGAGUUUCGUAUUGCCCAUUUCACUGCCCACACCCUUAGUUAUCACAAAGCUGGCG
Molecule: messenger RNA, 7184 nt
Organism: Acanthoscelides obtectus
Lineage: Eukaryota; Metazoa; Arthropoda; Insecta; Coleoptera; Chrysomelidae
Source: the annotation of a GenBank genome assembly